Molecule: messenger RNA, 927 nt
Organism: Lactuca saligna
Lineage: Eukaryota; Viridiplantae; Streptophyta; Magnoliopsida; Asterales; Asteraceae
Source: the annotation of a GenBank genome assembly
AUGAAAUCGAAUUCGAAGCGUAAGGGACGAUCCUCUCUUACGAAUAUUGUUCGCAAACCUCAUGUUUCACAUCAAGGGGUAAUUUUUCGUGAAGUACCUGGUCCUGCUUCACCGUUUUCGAAAAAGCGAAUAGUUGCUGACAUAACAAAACAAAUCUCACAGAAGAAACAGCGUAGGGUGAUUCUUUCAUCAGAGUCUACUGCAUAUGAGGGUGAGAUUAUUCCCGAGACAUCUGAGGAAGCUUUGAUUAAAGAUUCUUCUAAACUGGAUACUUCUGUUAGUACACCACCCGAAGCUUCGAUUGCCAAAAUAGUUACUGUGGAGGCACGAACUUCAGACAUCCCUGUAAACAUAUCUGAAAUGGAUACAAAUGUCAUCAUGGGAGAUGACGAUUCGAAUAAAGCAGCAAAAGGUAACCCUUUGAGUGUUGUUUCCGAUUCUUCCAUUUCUUUACCUCCACAGAUUACUCUCAUUGUUCCUAUAACAUCCACAACUGAUUCUCCAACCUUUGCAAACAUUCUUUCACAACCUUUCACAACUCUUUUUCCUUCACAAUCAACUGAUCCACCAACCACUACUUCUCCGAUAAAAGAUUCAUUCAUGGAUACGGAAAAUGAGUCUGAAGGUUUUGGAGGAACCUUUGAGAAUCUAGAGUUUGAUGAUGAGGAAACAGACUUCCCAGAUCAUAUGCUAAUGACGAUGAAACAGUUCAAAAUCUUGAAUACGAAGCUCAAUUCGAUUAUUCAAUCUCUAGUUGAUCUUGGUGGAGUUCAUUAUGUAUCAAAUCUUGAAGUUGAUGGCAUGUUGUCCUUACUUGAAGGAAGAUUAACCACAAAAGUCUCUGGAAUGUUGAAAUAUUCAGAGUCUCGUUUGUUGGAGAAGAUUGAUCAUUGCGAUCAAAAUAAUGAAUUACGAGUGAAUUCUUAG